Molecule: messenger RNA, 2277 nt
Organism: Penicillium verhagenii
Lineage: Eukaryota; Fungi; Ascomycota; Eurotiomycetes; Eurotiales; Aspergillaceae
Exons: 2
Coding region: 1-2277 (758 amino acids)
Cellular component (GO): cytoplasm
Molecular function (GO): protein binding
Source: RefSeq, a predicted model, not a curated record
AUGACUGCCGUGGUAUCUCCUCCUAGUGUGCAAUCGGGCUCUCGCUUGGGAUGGUAUAGCACUGGUAACGGAGGACAAGGAGCUCUGUCUUCAGUGGACGACGAAGUAUCCCGGAUGUUUAUGCAACGGAAGCCGGUUCAGCGCUCAAAUUCCUCAUCCUCCCUGGGGUCAACAACCUCUACAACCACAGUGACGACAAUUCAAGAACCUAAUGCUGGGCAAGGUUCCACCAACGACGGUACUUGGUCAUCGAAAAAGAAAACCGCCAGGAAUCCUUGGCCCAGCUCCAAGUCAGAACCGGUGGCAGGUGUAACCAACACACGAUCUCAGGCAGUCCCUGCAUUUCUACCGGGGCCAUCUGCAUCAUCUACAAUGUCGGCCAUUCACCAACCACAAUCUAUUGUCCCUUCUCAGCACAUGAUCCAGUCCUCACAACAGAAUGGUAUCCGACAGCAGCCCAACGGGCAAUCCGCGGAGCCACCAGCUAUUCUGGGAUUGGCUCCAAUGAAUGGCACAUUCGAAAAGAAGCAAAUCAAUGUCCCCUUUUACCCCGAUGUUCUUCGAAUUGGCCGUCAGACCAAUGCCAAGACUGUACCGACCCCAGUCAAUGGAUUCUUCGACUCCAAGGUUCUUUCUCGGCAACACGCGGAGAUCUGGGCAGAUAAAACGGGAAAGAUCUGGAUUCGGGAUGUGAAGUCAUCCAACGGUACUUUUGUGAAUGGUCACCGGUUGUCUCAGGAGAACCGGGAAUCAGAGCCGCACGAGCUGCGUGAGAAUGAUACGUUGGAGUUGGGAAUUGAUAUUGUGAGCGAGGACCAGAACAGCAUUGUUCACCACAAGGUCUCGGCUAAAGUCGAGCACGCUGGUUUAUAUGGAUCCGCACCUAAUAUUCUGGACCUUAACUUUGGAGACUUGGACCCUGCUUCGGGUGGUGGCCUUCUACCAUCCCCAUUAAGCCAACCACUCUCACACCUGCGAGGAAGAUCCGGCAGUAAUGCGAGCAGUCGCAGUGCUCAGAGUGCUGCUAGCACCCAGAUGAAUGCUAUGCAUCAGCAAAGGCAGAUGAAUUACUGGAACUCGCCUAUCUCGGUUGAACAGGUUGUCAAAAGACUUACUGGCGAAUUGAAACAAGCCAAACAACAGUCCAUGGACCUUCGUCAGACUGAUGAGUUUCUGACAGCUAUAAUGAAGCCAGGCUAUGUCGAGAAGGAAAAGGCCAGCAAGCCAUCUUCCUUUGAAAGCAAUGGGCCUCGCCAAUUAAACGGCCGUCCCAAAAUGCCUCGUGUCGACUCUUUCUCCCGAUUCUCAGACCCUCCCGCUCCUCCCCCCCAACAGCCACUCCCCGAGAAACCGGACGCCCAACCGCGGAGCGCGUCAGAUGCCUUCUCGCCUUUGAAGCGCAGCGAUACAGAAAAAUCGAAACCUAUUACAAGCUCCCCUGUCUCGCGGGACUCUAGCCAGAUUUUGAACCUCAUUGAGGCACUCUCAUCUGCUAAGCGAGAAAUUGAUACCCAAGGUGCCCGUGUCAAGGAACUCGAAACUCUUGUUCUCCAAGAAAGAGCUGCACGUGAGUCAGCGGAAGAAAAGGUCAAGAACUUGGAGAUGCACAUCACACCGCAGACCAACGGAGUUGUAUUAUCUGAGGAUAUUACUGUGGAACCAGAGAUCAAUGAUGUACACGAUGAUUCUGAAGGUGCUCAAAAAACCAAUGGAUCAGUCUUGCAAUCUGAGGCUCUUGCUAUUUCUGAUGCUGAUUUGCCAGAGCCUUCUGCUACGGUGGACACCACACAGCUUGAGCAUCGGCUGGAAACGAUGAUGCAAGAAAUGGAAGAGAUGAGGAAGCAGAUGGCCUCUUUCAAGGACCGUGCAGAGAGGGCUGAAGAGGAGAAUGUCGAGUCCCGCGUAUCUUUAGCAGAGAUGAUUGAAACUCUCCGCCGGGAACGUGCCGAGAAUGUUCAGAAGGCUCUUGCUACGACCACUGGUUCUAAGUCAGAGCCUCAAAAUCAUGAAGAACCAAAGACCACUGCUGGCCAGGCGCACCCGAUUGUGAAUGGUGCAGUUGGGCCUGAUAAAAAGGGUAGCCCUUCUGUGCAGUCUGUCGAUCCAGCUCCUGCAAGCAGCAAAGAGAGGGACGUUGCAGCCACUGCUAUGGCAACAGAGUGGCGCCGGCAACAACUUUUGCAUGAUGCAAGUCCCUAUGCGUCCAUGUUUGGUGUCGUCCUUCUGGGAGUUGGCAUCAUGGCCUAUCUUAAUGGGUGGCAAAAGCUGGACAAAUAA